This is a messenger RNA of Daphnia pulex (common water flea), 4892 nucleotides long. It is a transcript of the gene Ptpmeg2, whose product is annotated as tyrosine-protein phosphatase non-receptor type 9-like. Bases 385 to 2559 code for a protein of 724 amino acids. Gene Ontology annotation, molecular function: protein tyrosine phosphatase activity. The transcript has 15 exons. Gene Ontology annotation, biological process: protein dephosphorylation. NCBI's taxonomy places the organism in Eukaryota, Metazoa, Arthropoda, Branchiopoda, Diplostraca, Daphniidae. The record is from RefSeq and is a predicted model, not a curated record.
UUUGCUGGGUUUCCAACUUUAGUAGUUGCCGGUCGAGGCGUUCCAGCGGAAGCAAGGGAUUGUCAGUCGUUGAUUAAACGGCCCGUCUGACGCUCUCUCAAGGGUCCACUGCACUUUUGACGAGACACGGUGCUCCUCCGUGUUCCGAGACUUGUACACCAAAAAUAUUCGCGCGACUUUCGACUAUCAAAAGAAAAAAGUGUCGUGUGUUUGCGUGCGCGUGGGUUGUCCUCGACGUCUUUUCAAUUUGGAAAUGUGCUGCUUCGUAUGUUCGACAUCAACACAGUUCGGUUUCUAGUUUUUUCCCAGAAAGAGCGAGCGAGAGACGAGCCUUAUUAGAAAAGAAAUAAAAACGAUUCGAACAGAAGUUCCAAACUUUCGCAAAUGCGGCAGGCAAGCAGUAACCGGGGAACGUUUAACAUUGCGACCCUGAACGACGACCAGAUUGAGGCGGCCAAGGAAUUCAUUGCGGCCGUCAACCGUGCCCGUCAGCAACGGGGCUCUGGACCGCUCUCGUGGGCGACAGCCGUCAAGUUUUUGAUGGCACGCAAGUUUGACGUCGGACGAGGGCUGACUCUCUACGAGCAACACGAAUCGACGCGGAUCCGAGAAGGACUGGUCCGCUUCGAGCCCGCCGCUGAACCGCUUCGAGCCGAGUUGGAGACGGGAAAGUUUACCGUGCUACCAACUCGAGAUGGAGGUGGUGCUGCCAUAGCUGUCUUUACCGCUCGCCUACACUAUCCUGAGCUCUCUAAUCACCAAGUCACACUCCAGGGUGUCGUUUAUCAACUGGACGUGGCACUGGAGAGUGUCGACACGCAACGCUCCGGCCUCGUGUUCAUCUACGACAUGAGCGAUUCGAAAUAUGCCAACUUUGACUACGACCUCAGUCAAAAGAUAUUGACAUUACUUAAGGGAGCUUAUCCAGCCCGACUGCGAAAAGUGUUGAUAGUGACAGCGCCACUCUGGUUCAAAGCUCCAUUCAAAAUUUUGCGGCUGUUUGUCCGCGAAAAACUGCGAGAUCGUGUCUACACCGUCAGCUUACCUCAGUUGACGCUGCAUUUACCCGCCGACUCGUUGCCGAGCGAACUGGGCGGCAACCUUAAAGUGGAUCACGGCGCUUGGCUUCGCUAUUGCUUCAAAUCGAUGACGAAUCGCGUCGGGGAUUUGUGCGACAUAUCAACUGGACCCAACCCACUGUUUCCGCCCUCUGAGACGGCCACCACUUCUGAAGCGGAUGAUCGGCCCGAAGGCAGGGAGGACGACCAAGAGGAGGAGGAGGAACCCAUUAGCGAAGUCUCGUCUGAUGAAGACGACGACGACGUCGAGGAGAUCGAAGAACCCGUCCCGCUGCAAGUCGAGUCUGUUGCGCACAGGCUGCAGGAGCCGAUACCGCUGGCGCCAGCCUCUCAGGAGUUCGUCAACAACUUUGCUUCCGUUUCGUGCAAAACUGCUUCGGUGGUGGAAGGGCUUCCACCGCCCAAGCCAACAGUGGCCAACGUUUCGGAUAAUAUGGUCAUAGAGAGGUCCGCCUCUCCACCGCCGCCGCCGUCGUCGGCCAGCAGCGGAUUCUCGGACGACGACAGUCUGCACUUUGACGACGGCAGGGGUAUGACCCUUGAAGAGUUUGCAGGUCACGUCAAAGCCAAAAGCAAACAGGGUCUUUACCUCGAGUAUGCCGACAUCAAAGCCAAAGGCACGGACGGCACUUUUAACAAUUCCAGAUUAAAAGGCAACGCUGCCAAGAAUCGUUACACGGACGUUUUGUGCUACGAUCACAGCCGGGUCGUCUUGUCGAUGGAGGAUUCCGACGACCCUUGCUCGGAUUACAUCAACGCCAACUACGUCGACGGCUACAAACAAAAGAACGCUUUCAUCUCGACACAGGGCCCGCUACCAAAGACGUACGGCGACUUUUGGCGGAUGAUUUGGGAGCAGCAGUGCGCCGUGGUCGUCAUGACGACGCGUUGCCUGGAGAGAGGAAGACCCAAGUGCGGUCAGUAUUGGCCUCUGGGAGAAGAAGAAUCAGCCGAAUACGGCCAUUUCGAAAUCAUCAACCUGACAACGGAGCAACAGAGUGAUUACACCAUUUCCAUGCUCCAUCUGACGAACCUCAAGACGCGCGAGACUCGAUCCGUGGCGCACAUGCAGUUCACUUCGUGGCCAGACUACGGAGUGCCUCUCUCUGCCACGGCCAUGCUCGAGUUCUUGCAGCGAAUGCGUGACAUGCAGAGCGGGUUGGUCGCGGCCAUGGGCGACACGUGGAUCGGUCAUCCCCUUGGCCCUCCUAUUGUCGUGCACUGCUCAGCCGGCAUUGGCCGCACAGGUUCGCUGUGCACGAUCGAUAUUUGUCUGAGGAGACUAGAGGACGUCGGUACGAUCGAUGUUUUAGGCACGGUUGAGAAAAUCCGGUCGCAGCGUGCCCACUCGAUUCAGAUGCCUGAUCAAUACCUCUUCUGUCACACUGCCAUCUUAGAGUGCGCCGUGGCGGCCGGCCUCCUCCAAGGCGACGAACUGGCCUGCCUAGAUGACGAGGAUGACAGCAGCGACGGCGGUUAGGCUCUCUUCUGGGUCUAUCUACGGAGAUAUUAAGAGAAAAAAAAAGAAACAAAACAACACACCCGACAGGGGGCUGCUGACCCCUUGAGGUGGAAUGAGAUAAAACAAGAGGACAUUGAUUUUUCCUUUCCCCCUUCGUUCGGCUCGAAGGAUCACAUCGAGGCCGAUUCGCUUGUACAUUUUUUCUACUUCUGAUAAAUUCCAAGUAAAAGAAAACAUACAAAACAAAAAAAAAAAGACUAAAACUAAACUAAACAGAAUGAAUUGUGUAUAGGCACAAGUUAAGAAAUUGACGCUAACUCUUUUUUUUUUUGUCAUUAACCAACCAUUUAUUUAUUUCUUCUGUCUGGCUAUUUCUAUUUGGAAGGAUGAAAGUUAACUCCUAACCAUUCUUUCCCAUUUAUUAUGAUUUUCCCCCCCAUCUUAUUCUCUUUACAUUCAUUGUGUGUGCAUUUCGUGGCUCAUCUUUUUUAAGUGUACAUUACGCCAAAGACUUGUAUUUUCCUUUUCUUGAUUAUCCUUCUACUCUUGUGUGCGUGCUUAACUUUGUAAAUCUUCUACUCCGUUUACUCUUUGACUGAAAAACUGUGCGCCCAAGAUUAAUUCUUACUUUUGACCUUUUUUCCUAUAUCAAUAACCGAACGAAUCGUUGAAAAAGGACUUUGGAUGACACACAAAUUCGUCUGUAUCGAAGAGUUUUGACAUUUACAACUGAUGGGAAUUUACUAUAGAUGAUUGAAAAGGGUAAAUAUGUUUUGACUAGAUUGAUUGGAUUUCAAAAGACAAGUUGAGACGACGUACGCAAAAGAUGGAACUUUGCGUUGGAAAGUAGCGAUCGAUGCGAUUUUGUUUUCAUCUUAACUGCAUGAAUUGUGAUGGUCUUAAUGGAUGCCGGUCGUUCGAUGUCUCUUUGACGAGUACCACCCAUCUCUUGAACGUAGUUAGCCGUGCUUUUUAACAAACUUGGAAUCGAUCGCAAAGUUGUCCCUCUUUCCUCUCUUCUUCAUAUCCUGUUUAUUCAAAUGAUUUUUUAGUUCAUUUACGUUUUGUGCAUUGCAUAACUCGUCAUCUUCAUCUAUGGAUGUAUAAACGAUUGCACAGUAAUAAUGUCCAUUCGACUUGGAAAAACGGAGACAAAGUAAACGCUACUUGUGUAUCAAAAUUGAGCUGAAAACAACAUCCCUUUCAUUCAUGAUACAUUUUUACAGGUUGAAGAAUUCGCUUGUUGUUGUAUACCUUGAAUUAUUUAAACAGGGUAUGUUACAAAACGAAGCAAAAAAAGAUGUCUUUCGAGGAUUAGAGGUCCCAUAAAACGUCCUUGUUAGCAACGAGUUUAUAGCAUUUUUUUUCCAUACAGGUUUUUCCAGCAGUUUUACAUAAUUUCGCGACCUUGACUUCGUCGCAUUCGUUUUCUACAUCGAAAACAAACGGAAUGCGCAAUAUAAGGUGUUCAACAGGGAAAAAGAGCUCCACUCCUACAUGAAUGAUGUCACAAUGAUCUAAUAUCGACUAUUACAGGGAUUGAACUAUUCAGCCCUAUUGUGUUGAGGGAUGUAGGAGUGAGGGUUCCCAUAGUUUUGAGACGAGAAACCAGUUUGCCAUUCUUUUUCUUCCGAGAAGCUGGCCGAGAAGGAUACUCAAGUCAUUGCUGGGUACUUUCUUUCCUGACAUUGUUCUUCAUAAGGAAAGGUUGGUGGAGAUUGUUAUUGAUGUGCAGUGCCAAGUCAACAAGAGGAGAUAAGAUGCCAAGCCUCCGUGCUGAGGCCUCUACUAUGUUGCGAGAUGAAAAUGCAGAAAACGGGUUUCAUUGGUUAAAAAUAGUUUGAGCUGUUAAUGGUGGUGAUGUCUGGUGUGGCAGUCAUUUUCCCAUUGAGAGGUGCACUGAAAUGGAUCUUCUACAUACUUUCAGUUCAACAUCAUACUUCAAUUUACCAUGUUGGUGUUCAUGCAGUGUUGAACUGUUGUGUGAAAUAAUUGGUGUUGCCUGAUGUCUGGCAUUUUGUUGGUGUGUUCUCUCGCUACCUGUACCCACAUUGAGGUUAAUCGUACGCCGCCGUUCUAGACUUGAUCCAUUGGUGAAGCCGAGAUGAGUUGCUGAAAUGCAAGACCGAAAAAUUAUUUGAGUUUGACAAUUUACAAUUGCAUAUCUGUUCUCCCUUUCCCUAAGUAAACAAUAUGUCCGACGGUGGUUAGUUGUGUGAAAAAAUUGCCAUCAGACUUCAUGAUUUGUAUGAGAAAUUAGAUAGACCAGGGAUUUUUAUGCUCUAAUUAACUCUACUCACAUCUUAACAACCCUUUAAAUGUUUCUCUUAUAAAACAAUAAAAUAUUGAAA